CCGGCGCUGUGUGCUUUACUACGGCCACCCCGCAGCCUGGAUUCCUGGCCAACCAGGAGCGGGGAAUUACAACAAGAGGUCCCAGGUCCUGCCUGAGUGAGCAGCUGUGCCGAGUUCGGGCUCUCUGAGGGCGACUUGGUUCCCAAUAAAGCUGCGGAUGGGGGCUCCUUUUCCUGACUGGUUGCAGUUUCAGGCCACCGCCGCCGCCGCUGUGAAGUCUCCCACGAACCAUGCGGCUUGGCAAUGAUGUCGGCGGGGACACGCCACUAGCCUCGACUAUUAUUGAGCAGCUUACCCAUCUGUUAAAUGGCCCAUACUUUUCAUCUAACAUGUUUUCUUUUCUCGUCCGUGUAAACGAUUGUAGUUGGUAGAACAAUCCCGUUGAUAGCAUUACAUCAAACCACAAUGUCAGAGGGCGACGCGAGCAAAGUCUUCAAUGUUGGAGUGGUGGGCUAUGGCAUGUCCGCCAAGGUCUUCCACAUCCCUUUCAUCAAGCUCACAGAUGGCUUGACUCUCCACUCCAUUGUACAGCGGUCCCCCUCGGACGCCAACUCGGCACCGAAGGACCACCCUUCGAUCAAGCACCAGACCUCGGUAGACGCCCUCCUGGCCGACCCCGAGGUUGACAUGGUCGUCAUCACCACCACCCCCGACUCUCACCACGCCAUCACCAAGCAGGCCCUGGAGGCCGGCAAGCACGUCCUGGUCGAGAAGCCGUUCGUGCCGGCGUCGGCGCUGGCCGACGAGCUGGCCACCCUGGCUAGCCAGCGCGGGCUUGUGCUUUGCGUUUACCAGAACCGGCGCUGGGACGCCGACUUCACGACGCUCAAGAAGCUCAUCGACGACGGCGAGCUCGGCCGGGUCUACGAGCUCAACACCCACUUUGACCGCCACCGGGCCGCCCGCCCCACCAACUGGAAGGCUAGCCUGCCCAUGGACCGGGGCGGCGGCGUCGUCUUCGACCUCGGCACCCACCUGCUGGACCAGGUCUACGUGCUCUUCGGCAAGCCCUCGGCCGUGAGCGCAAAGUUCGUCAGCCAGCGCGACGGCCGCAUCGUGUCGGGCGCCGGCGGGCUCGACGACGAGCCCGACAGCAUCGACGCGCUGCUCACGUACGCGGACGCGGGGGUGCUGGUCCAUGUGCGCGCGGGCGUUCUGAGCGCCGAGGUCGACCAGCCUCGCUUCUGGGCCCGCGGAAGCCGCGGGACCUACCGCAAGACAGGACUCGACCGCCAGGAGGACCAGCUCAAGGCCGGCAUGGUCGGGACCGAGGCCGACUUUGGCAGGGACCCGGCGUCGUGCCCGGCCGGCCGCCUCGCCCGCGUCGCCGACGACGGCUCCGUGUCUGAGGUCGACUGGCCCAACACCGAGCCGCCCCCGACCUACUUCGAGUUCUACCGCCGCCUGGCCGCGGCGCUACGGACCGGCAGGGAGGAGGACGUGCCCGUACCCGCGGGCCAGGCCGCCGACGUCCUUCGCAUCAUCGAGGCGAUGCGGGAGAGUGCCAAGACCGGGAGGGAUGUUGCGCCUGCUUGAUGCUUUGCUAUUAGGUUGUAUCGGGGAUCUUUCCGGUUGAUAUUUCUCCUCGGCGCGAGAUAUCCGACGGGAAAUCACCCCUGUUACCACUCAGGGUGCAUUGGCCAACCCCAACUGUCCAAAAUGAGACGUUUCUCAUCCCCAACGCUCCGCCCAAAAACAACUCUACCCUUACACAGCCAGACAAUGUCUCGGAUGUCUUUUUUUUUGCGCUCAGGAUUAAGGUAUCAAUCCAGCCACGCCAGCAGGGGGAUUUCACUUGUGGCAAUUGUCGCAGCGCACGGCUCGCACAUUUGGAAGAGACUGAUUCGGCGUCGCUAUUAAAAGCAACGGCCAAAAACAGAAACGGAAGACAAAAUAACAGAGGCAAUUGCCCAAAAGGGAAAGUUGGGUGUGGCUUUCUUUGGGUGCGCCCAUUUGGUCUGCAAGUUCAUUUAUGGAUGGGAAAGCAGGAUUGCAUAAAUGUCCUGUUUUUUUUCUUUAUAUUUCCAUUUCUGACGACGAAAACCCCUUCGGUAGUCCGCAGAGGCCACCGAACUUGGGUGCUAAAAUGGGUAUAUAGCAGCGCACAUGGCUGUGCUUUGCAACAAACUAGACCCGGGCCUAGAAGCCCUGUUGUUUAAAACUACGCAAACGCUCUGCAUUUCCAUCUCGCGGGGACCUUCACGGAGCGGCAGCACAGGCCGCGUCCCACUGGGCGCUGGGGGAGCAGGCCUCCCCUUCGGACAGGGCCCUGCUCGCCAGGCUCAGGCCCGAGAUCUUGAUGACGUCCGGGUCCACUUCAACAGAGACCGAAGUGACGGUCUCGCACUGGAUCGUCAUGGCGGGGGCGCUUCCCUGUCGCCGCCAGGUGCGUCAUGCCGCCUGUUCUGC
Molecule: messenger RNA, 2409 nt
Organism: Gaeumannomyces tritici R3-111a-1
Lineage: Eukaryota; Fungi; Ascomycota; Sordariomycetes; Magnaporthales; Magnaporthaceae
Exons: 2
Coding region: 406-1536 (376 amino acids)
Molecular function (GO): nucleotide binding
Source: RefSeq, a predicted model, not a curated record